This is a messenger RNA of Lodderomyces oxycetoniae, 1851 nucleotides long. RefSeq lists its product as uncharacterized. NCBI's taxonomy places the organism in Eukaryota, Fungi, Ascomycota, Pichiomycetes, Serinales, Debaryomycetaceae. The coding region runs from base 1 to 1851 and encodes 616 amino acids. The transcript has a single exon. The record is from RefSeq and is a predicted model, not a curated record.
AUGCCAUCAGAUAACGUAAAAUAUCGUUUACAAAGAAUCCAAACACUUAAUGGUGAGCAAGAAAUUAUUUUGAAACAAUUUUGGGCCUAUUUUUUGAAAUAUUUAGGUUAUGAAAUCAACAUAAAUGCCCAGGAUAUAGCUUAUAAACAAUGUUUUGUUGCUUCAACUUCAACUGCAAAUUUUGAUGAGUCUCAAGCUAUUUCAACAAAUGCUUUAUCAAAGUCAAACACAAGAGGUUCAAUUUCUUCAGGCAAAAGUUCCGCUUCAAAGAAGAAGAUGGGUUUAUUUGGCUCUAAAAAGUCAAGUGCAAGUGUUGCCAAUUCAGGCUCUGUUGGUACCGCUCAAGGCAGUCCCCCGGCCAAUUCGAAAAGAAUGAUGCAGAUUCAAACUCAAUCUUCUGCUGAAAGAUAUUCUCCUGUUGAUGUUCCAACUUUGGAGAUGUACGAGAUUUACGCUCAUCACUACAAGCUAGCUUUCGAAUAUGCUGACGAUUUUGAUGGUAGCACUUUAGUCAAUGGCAAUGGCAAUGCCAAUGCCAAUGCCAAUGCCAAUGGAUACUUUGCUGGCGAUGAUGACGCUUCUUCAUUUACGUCAAUGGAAACUUUUGUUACUGCCUCGACUACAUUGACUGAUUAUGACGAUUACCCAGCCCAUAUUUUCAACAAUGGCAAUAUCAAACAAAAUGGUAAAGCUUAUGGUGGAAGAAUCGGGUAUCCUCAACAUCAACAACACAACAAUAGCAAAAACUACAACCAACAGCAGUACAACAACCAACACCAACAAAAUGGAGGUUCGGCAAUUGAUCUCUUUCAAGCUAGUGUCAACAACCCUGUUAGAGUUAAUCCAGACAUUAGUCUUUUGCAUUCAUUUAGUCAAUAUAACCCAAAGGAGAUCCACCAAGCUUAUUUCAAAACUCUCCGUAAUGAUUUACCUGAUAAUUUAUUUCUCAAGUUUAUUAGAGCAAGAAAGUGGGAUACUGAGAAGGCUAUGGAUAUGUUGCUCAAAUCUUUGAAUUGGAGAGCAAAUGAGUUUCCAACUGAUGAUUGGGCUAUGGAAGGUGAUUCACCAUCUUAUUUGAGUGGUACUAAUCAAGGAUUUAUCAAGAAUUUCACAACUGAAAAAUCAUGGAUCAAAGGUAGAGAUAAGAAUAAUAAUCCAAUUUUCAUGUUUCAAGCUAAGAAACAUUUGACUGCUGAUUCUCCAUUACCUCAAAAUCAAAGGUAUGCAGUAGUCACAAUUGAAUGGGUUAGAUUAUUUUUAAGAGAGGUUAGUGAAUCAGUUGAUACUUGUACAAUUGUAUUUGACUUGACUGGUUUUUCAUUAAAGAAUGCCGAUUAUGCAACCAUUAAAUUCUUGGCUGAUGUUUUUGAAGCUCAUUAUCCAGAAACUUUGGGAUUUAUAUUAAUUCAUAAUGCACCAUGGAUUUUCUCUACUGUUUGGAAUAUUAUUAAGAACUGGUUAGAUCCGGUUGUUGCAUCCAAGAUCCAUUUCACCAAGGAUGCAAAGGAGUUGUCUAAAUUUAUUGAUCCAACCUUGAUUCCAGAUUAUUUGGGUGGUGAAGAUACAACAAGGGGAUACUAUCCAAUUCCAGAGCCAAAAGAUGAGUUUCCUCCAAAGAGAAAAGAUGCUGAAUAUUCCAGAUUAAGAAGAGAAAAAGAUUAUUUACUUACCAGAUUUUUUGAAACUACAAAAAGAUGGAUUGAAUCUACAAACCCUCAAGUUUCUGAUAGAUAUUUAAAAGACAAGAUUGAUUUAAAUAUUGCAUUAUCACGUAAUUAUAUUCAAUUAGAUCCAUACGUUAGGAUUCCAGGUAUUUACGAUAGAGAUCAUACAUUAGUUGUUGGGCAUUAA